UCAGGAAGACGGGCGGCCGCAGAGGAAACUUGUGAUAACUCACUACCUAACACCUGUAACCUGUACCUGAGAUCAGACCCAGUAUUAUACAACAAAUUCAACGCCGAUCUUGGCAACAAUAAUGAAAUCGCAGCCAAAAACGAAAUUCUAUCCUUAUUCAGCAGCCAUGUUAACGCAUUGAAUGAAAUUUUCCGCCGAACAAGACUGAAAUCCACGUCUAAAACCCCUUGUUUCGUUCAAUUUCAAAUCCAGCGGACAACGGUCAUGACAGACAACACGGAGAACUGUAACAAUGCCCUCCAGAAGACGGCGUUCUGUCAGGGGAAUCUAGACGUCAGUAACUUCCUCAAUCUUCACUCUCUAUCUAAUCAUGACGACUUCUGUCUGGCCUAUACCUUUACCUACCGAGAUUUUCUACAAGGGACGCUGGGACUAGCAUGGGUCGGGUCAUCCACAGCAUCGUCAGGUGGCGUAUGUGAAAGACACAAAUCUUACAGGGAAGGUGCUAUUGAUGUCAAAAAAAGUCUUAAUACGGGAGUGGUUACUCUACUCAACUACGGCAAACGUGUCCCACCACGUAUCUCAGAGCUCACAUUCGCUCAUGAAGUCGGACAUAACAUGGGAUCUCCACACGAUGACGGUAAAACGUGUGCUCAGACCACGCCUGACCAAGGAAACUAUAUCAUGUUCGCAAGCGCCACAAAGGGAAACCUCCCAAACAACGACGACUUCUCUCUCUGUUCUAAAAAUAUCUUUACUGAUGUCAUCGCUGCUGUUGUUAAUAAGAGGAAUGGAAAGUACAACUGCUUUACAC
This is a messenger RNA of Saccostrea cuccullata (small rock oyster), 814 nucleotides long. Its product is annotated as disintegrin and metalloproteinase domain-containing protein 10 homolog. The transcript has 5 exons. Gene Ontology annotation, cellular component: plasma membrane. The annotation marks the transcript as partial. The record is from RefSeq and is a predicted model, not a curated record. Gene Ontology annotation, molecular function: metalloendopeptidase activity. Gene Ontology annotation, biological process: membrane protein ectodomain proteolysis; Notch signaling pathway. Lineage: Eukaryota; Metazoa; Mollusca; Bivalvia; Ostreida; Ostreidae.